AGAGGAAGAGGCGCGUGGGACGCUCUACGGAGGCCGGCAGGGUUCCGCGGAUGCUGUAGCUCCGAAUCGAGAAGCACCUCGGGGAGGUGCGGGGGACCUCGGGCCGUCGUUUCUCUAACCCGAGACCCCGCGAGGGCUCCCCGGCAGCCUCCGCCAUGGUGAAGGAGCAGUUCCGGGAGACGGACGUGGCCAAGAAAAUAAGCCACAUCUGUUUUGGAAUGAAGUCCCCCGAGGAGAUGCGACAGCAGGCGCACAUCCAGGUUGUGAGCAAGAACCUGUACAGCCAGGACAACAACCACGCCCCGCUACUGUAUGGCGUGCUGGACCACAGGAUGGGUACAAGUGAGAAGGACCGUCCUUGUGAAACCUGUGGGAAGAACUUGGCCGACUGUCUGGGCCAUUAUGGCUACAUUGACCUGGAGUUGCCGUGUUUCCACGUGGGGUACUUCAGAGCCGUCAUAGGCAUCUUACAGAUGAUCUGCAAGACCUGCUGCCACAUCCUGCUGUCCCCGGAGGAGAAGAAGCAGUUCCUGGACUACCUCAAGAGGCCCGGCCUCACCUACCUGCAGAAGCGAGGGCUGAAGAAGAAGAUCUCGGAGAAGUGCCGCAAGAAGAACGCCUGCCAUCACUGCGGCGCCGUCAACGGUACUGUAAAGAAAUGUGGAUUACUGAAGAUAAUUCACGAGAAAUACAAGACCAACAAGAAGGUGGUGGAUCCCAUCGUCUCCACUUUCCUUCAGUCUUUUGAAACAGCCAUCGAACAUAACAAAGAAGUGGAGCCGCUCCUGGGAAGGGCACAGGAAAACUUGAAUCCCUUAAUAGUUCUGAACUUAUUUAAACGGAUCCCGGCUGAAGAUGUCCCUCUCCUCCUGAUGAACCCAGAAGCUGGAAAGCCCUCUGAUUUGAUCCUCACCCGGCUCUUGGUACCUCCCCUGUGUAUCAGACCCUCUGUCGUGAGUGACUUGAAAUCUGGCACCAACGAAGAUGAUCUGACGAUGAAAUUGACAGAAAUAAUUUUUCUAAAUGACGUCAUUAAAAAGCACCGGAUCUCAGGCGCCAAGACGCAGAUGAUCAUGGAGGACUGGGACUUCCUGCAGCUGCAGUGCGCGCUCUACAUCAACAGCGAGCUCUCGGGCAUCCCCCUCAACAUGGCGCCCAAGAAGUGGACCAGAGGCUUCGUGCAGCGCCUUAAGGGCAAACAAGGUCGGUUUAGAGGCAAUCUGUCGGGAAAGAGAGUGGAUUUUUCUGGCAGAACUGUCAUCUCACCUGACCCCAACCUCCGGAUUGAUGAAGUAGCUGUCCCAGUUCAUGUGGCCAAAAUUCUAACUUUUCCUGAGAAGGUGAAUAAAGCAAACAUCAAUUUCUUGAGGAAACUGGUUCAAAAUGGCCCUGAAGUGCACCCGGGAGCUAACUUCAUUCAGCAGAGGCACAUGCACAUGAAAAGGUUUCUGAAGUACGGGAAUCGCGAAAAGAUGGCUCAGGAGCUCAAGUACGGGGACGUCGUGGAGAGACACCUGAUAGACGGGGAUGUGGUGCUCUUCAACCGGCAGCCCUCCCUGCACAAACUGAGCAUCAUGGCACACCUGGCCAGGGUCAAGCCCCACCGGACGUUCAGGUUCAACGAGUGUGUCUGCACGCCCUACAAUGCGGACUUCGAUGGCGACGAGAUGAAUCUCCACUUGCCUCAGACGGAGGAGGCCAAAGCAGAGGCCCUCGUUCUCAUGGGGACUAAAGCAAAUCUUGUAACCCCAAGGAAUGGUGAGCCCCUGAUAGCUGCUAUUCAGGAUUUCCUAACAGGUGCCUACCUCCUUACUCUCAAAGACACUUUCUUCGAUCGAGCCAAGGCUUGCCAGAUCAUUGCCUCCAUACUGGUCGGCAAAGAUGAGAAAAUCAAAGUCCGCCUCCCACCCCCUACAAUAUUAAAGCCUGUCACCCUGUGGACUGGCAAGCAGAUCUUCAGUGUUAUCCUGAGGCCCAGUGAUGACAGCCCGGUGAGGGCCAAUCUGCGGACCAAGGGCAAGCAGUACUGUGGCAAAGGAGAAGACCUGUGUGUCAAUGACUCCUAUGUCACCAUCCAAAACAGCGAAUUGAUGAGUGGGAGCAUGGACAAAGGCACUUUGGGUUCUGGAUCCAAGAACAACAUUUUCUACAUCUUGCUGCGAGACUGGGGACAGAAUGAAGCUGCGGAUGCGAUGUCUCGGCUGGCCAGGCUGGCUCCUGUCUACCUGUCGAACCGCGGCUUCUCCAUUGGGAUUGGUGACGUCACACCUGGCCAGGGACUGCUGAAGGCCAAGUAUGAGUUGUUGAAUGCUGGCUACAAGAAAUGUGAUGAGUACAUCGAAGCCCUGAACACCGGCAAGCUGCAGCAGCAGCCUGGCUGCACAGCCGAGGAGACUCUGGAGGCGCUGAUCCUGAAGGAGCUGUCUGUGAUCCGUGACCACGCCGGCAGUGCCUGCCUCCGGGAGCUGGACAAGAGCAACAGCCCCCUCACCAUGGCUCUCUGCGGUUCCAAAGGUUCCUUCAUUAACAUAUCACAGAUGAUCGCUUGUGUAGGGCAGCAAGCCAUCAGCGGCUCCCGAGUGCCAGAUGGCUUUGAAAACAGGUCCUUGCCUCACUUUGAAAAACACUCAAAGCUCCCAGCUGCCAAGGGCUUUGUGGCUAAUAGCUUUUAUUCCGGUUUAACUCCCACCGAGUUUUUCUUCCACACAAUGGCCGGUCGGGAAGGUCUAGUCGACACAGCUGUAAAGACAGCAGAAACGGGAUAUAUGCAGAGAAGGCUUGUGAAGUCUCUUGAAGACCUAUGCUCGCAGUAUGAUCUGACGGUCCGAAGCUCUACCGGCGAUAUCAUCCAGUUCAUUUACGGGGGAGAUGGCUUAGACCCUGCAGCCAUGGAGGGAAAAGAUGAACCUUUGGAGUUUAAAAGGGUCCUGGACAACAUCAGAGCAGUCUUCCCGUGCCAGAACGAGCCUGCGCUCAGCAAGAACGAGUUGAUCCUGACGAGCGAGGCCAUCAUGAAGAAGAACGAGUUCCUGUGCUGCCAGGACAGCUUCCUGCAGGAAAUAAAAAAAUUCAUUAAGGGUGUUUCUGAGAGGAUCAAGAAAACCAGAGAUAAAUACGGCAUCAAUGAUAACGGCACAACAGAGCCCCGUGUGCUGUACCAGCUGGACCGGAUCACCCCCACCCAAAUAGAAAAGUUUCUGGAGACCUGCCGGGACAAGUACAUGAGAGCACAGAUGGAGCCGGGGUCUGCAGUGGGUGCACUGUGUGCCCAGAGUAUUGGGGAGCCAGGCACCCAGAUGACCCUGAAGACUUUCCACUUUGCAGGCGUGGCCUCCAUGAACAUCACCCUGGGCGUGCCUCGCAUCAAAGAGAUCAUCAAUGCUUCCAAGGCCAUCAGCACUCCCAUUAUCACAGCACAGCUGGACAAGGACGAUGAUGCGGACUACGCUCGCCUCGUGAAGGGGAGAAUUGAGAAAACCCUCUUGGGGGAGAUUUCGGAGUACAUUGAAGAAGUGUUUCUCCCUGAUGACUGCUUUAUUCUCGUCAAGCUCUCCCUGGAGCGGAUUAGGCUGCUGAGACUGGAAGUGAACGCUGAGACCGUGCGCUAUUCCAUCUGCACGUCCAAGCUGCGCGUGAAGCCGGGCGACGUGGCCGUUCACGGCGAGGCCGUGGUGUGUGUCACCCCCAGAGAGAACAGCAAGAGCUCCAUGUACUACGUACUACAGUUCCUGAAGGAGGAUCUCCCCAAGGUGGUGGUACAGGGCAUCCCAGAAGUGUCCAGAGCUGUCAUCCACAUUGACGAGCAGAGUGGGAAGGAGAAGUACAAGCUGCUGGUGGAAGGCGAUAACCUGCGGGCAGUCAUGGCCACCCACGGCGUGCGGGGCACCAGAACCACCUCCAACAACACGUAUGAGGUAGAGAAGACAUUGGGCAUCGAGGCUGCCCGGACCACCAUCAUCAAUGAAAUCCAGUACACGAUGGUCAACCACGGCAUGAGUAUCGACAGGAGGCACGUCAUGCUGCUCUCCGACCUGAUGACCUACAAGGGGGAAGUCCUGGGCAUCACCCGGUUUGGCCUGGCCAAGAUGAAGGAGAGUGUGCUGAUGCUGGCUUCCUUCGAGAAGACAGCUGACCAUCUCUUCGACGCUGCCUACUUCGGCCAGAAGGACUCCGUCUGUGGGGUGUCCGAGUGCAUCAUCAUGGGAAUCCCGAUGAACAUCGGCACCGGCCUCUUCAAGCUGCUCCACAAGGCCAACAGGGACCCAAACCCUCCCAGAAGGCCUCUGAUCUUCGACACAAACGAGUUCCACAUCCCCCUUGUUACGUAGUCCCAGGGAAGAGGAACCAUUCCCAGCCUCAGCUGCUUGUCCUGUCUGCAACUGACUGGGAGAGCUUUGUGCUCCCCGGGACAGAGGCCCUGAUGUCCCCGCCUGGGCCAGACGGCAGACAAGGCCUCUGCCUCCCCAGGAGCAGCUCCUCCCCGAGGGAACGGCCCACGCUGGUGACUGCCUGCACCACGCUGCUUGGAGAGAACUGAGGGUUUUAUUGUUUGUUCGAAACUUAAUGUACAGAUGGCUCUGCACUGCCUGCCCAUCCCUAGGCUGGGGAGGAGACCCCAGUUGGAUGUUGCCGCACAUCUGUCCGUCAGCUCCCAGUGGUGUCUUCACAGCUGGCUGGGAGCCAGGUCUGAGCCCUGCACAGGCCGGGACACAUUCCUGGUUUCUCCUUCCUUAGUCGGGCUGGAAUCUCAUUAUGUGACAUGCUCCUGAAUAUACUGUUCCUGUUACUUAUUUGUUCCAUUUGAGAGAGUUAGAAUUUUUGCUUUUUACUUUUGAACCCAAGAAGCUACAGAAACUGAGAAAAUCAGCACAGAAGUGCCACGGAAAAACUGGUCAAGCAGAUGGAACCGUCUAGGAUUCACAACUGGGCUGAGCCUGUGGGGAGGCCCGAGCUGCACUGAAACGUCUUUAUGGACGCCUCUGACUGUCCUGUUGUGUUCGUCGACCUCUGACCCCUUCGGGGCAGGGCUCUCUCUUGUGACAAAACAAACCCAUCCUUCAUGACCACAGAGGGCCUGCCGAGGUGGACAUGGGAUGGCUUGGAGCUUUGGGGGAAGGUUGGUCUGGGCCACUGCACCUCCUUGUGCUGGCGUCCACACCAUCUGCACGUUUGGUGCAGAACUGGUGGCUAUGCAGUGCCCCAGAGGUGCUGAUGGGAGAGGGACUAGCCUAGGUCCGGGAAGACACCAGCUGUAAGGAAUAAAAGGGUCAUGGAGACAGAAGGGCAGGAGGGUUGGGCAUCAGCUGGAGCUGAGGUCAUGCACCGAUUGGCCACUGUGGGCUUCUUGGGCGGUGUCCACCUCCUGUGACAACAGAAGGCAGGGACUCCUGGAAGACGCGUGGUCGCCACCUGCUCAGGCUCUGCUGCUCACUGCAGCGUUGCUGGGGGAGGUUAAGGCAGCUGAGGGGCUUUCAUGCUCCACAGGAAGGAAACGUAAGCAGCUUGUCUUCAGACAGUGUGUUCUUUGUCCUGUCCUGAACUUGCUCCGUGGCGUUGGCUGGGGGCCAGCGAGAGCAGUGGAGAGGGCUGUAGAACCCUCCUUGGGAAGAACAGCGUCCCUUCCCAGUGCUGGCACGUCUUCUGGCCCUUCCUUCCUUCCCAAGGGGCCCCUCCAUAGCCAUGGCCCCUUGGCAAGGACUUGACCCUGCUGUGUGGCCCCGUGCACUGGGGCAGUUUCUUUUGUGAAAUGACACGGCCAAGAAACAGCGGCCCAUACCUAUGAGACGGGAAUUGAUUGUGGAAGUGAAACAAUCGGUAUGGAUUAAAGAGAUGGGUACAAUAAGAGAAAAAAUAGGGGAGGUGCAUGAACUUGAGUAAUAUUCUAUGGACUCCCAUUCUUUGGAUGUUCCUGAGUUCAAGGUAACGCUGCUGAGGUUCGUGGCGGGUGGUAGAAUGAGCGUUUUCCCCCAUGCUGUGGGGUUCUGAAUUAGAAGUCCCGACCUUCAGCCAUUGCUCAGGUGAAAUCUCGCAUCAGGACAGGUGGUUGGACCCUGAGUUCUCCCUGUGCCCACAGUGAUAGGAAAACGCCAUCCGUGGUGCCUGAUGUUUGGCCCUCUGUAUCUUGGAACUGAGCCAGCCUGGUUCAUGACAAAGGAUGGAGCUGUUAACAAGUGCUGACUCGGUGUUUCCACUGGAGCUGGCCGCCGAGGGCACUGCUGCUCUCACGCAACCCAGGGAAGAGCCACAGAGGGCCCCCACCCCCCGCAGCUGCCAGCCUGGGAAAGACGCCAUGGGCCUGAUGAGAUCCAGAGGCAGUGGGGUGCACGCAGUGGGUGUGGAGGAGCACAGGCUGCUGGCCUCUGCUGACACCUUAGGGAGGAGCUCUAAAGACGGCACCGCGGCCUCCUGCUUGGGCCCAUGAGACAGGUGUGGCUGGUGGGUGCAUGUCUGCACUCCAGAACCAGCUGGCCUCGGGGUGGGCCGUUACAGAGGAGCACGUCUCCCAGGUGCCCUGGUCCUGCCAGCCCUGCUGUGACCUCUGACACAGGCCACACUGAGCAGUGCCCCAUUCUGUGCCCCUCCUGCAUCCCAUGCUGGGUGUUGAAACUCCAGGCCUCUGCCGGGGCACGGGGCUCCAUGCCAGCACAGAGCACAGUGACCAGGUAGCAGUGCCAUCCUAAGAGCUCAGUGGAGGGCUGAGGCUUUGUUCUCACUUACUGGGAACACUGAAGAGAAAAACAUUUAAGUUCUGUCUCACCCUCGAAAAUGUCCUUGUUUCUGACCAACCAUCCAUGCACUCUGCCCUUUUUACAUCUUUUGUACAAAGGGAACUAAGCUAGCCCCCGCGUUGCCCGAUCCUUUGUGGGCAGGGUUGCGUUCUGGCAUCUCGGCGUCUGUCAGUUGUCAUGGAGCCAGGUUCCAGUUUCAGGGUAGCGCCAUGCGGACUCACGGAGUCGUGUCUGAACUUGACACUGAACAGUGGUUGCUUCCCUUGAAUUCUUACUGUGCCUUGGCAGACCACUUUAUUUUUCUACCAAAACUCAAAAGGAAAAUCUUGCUGCCUAUGAAACUGGGAGAGUCAUCCCUGUGGGUUAUGAAGGAAGCAAGGCAGUUGGGCUCCACACAGACUUAGCUCUGACUCGGAUAAGAAACAUUGCCCCCCACCAGCACCACUUAGAAGCUGGGAAGCAAGGGCGCCCCUGUGAUGUGGGGGAUUCAGCUCCAGCAGGAGGUGCCACCUGACCAGGGUGAGGCACCUCAUGUAACCAUCCCUUAAUUCCACAGAGACAAAGCGCCUGCUCUAGCCAAGGCGUUUCAAGUGUUGGGAGUGCAGCAGUAAACACAAUAGGUGCCUCAGGUAUUAAUCCAGCUGCGAAGACCCAGCAGAUGGGGUGGAGCGAAGAGGACCUGUACACUUGGGUCAGAGCCUCAGGCUGCGCCACACAGGAAAAGGCCCCCGUGUGCUGCAGCCCUCUGGUCCCAUCUGCCCCCGCAAGGCUUUCAUGCCCCUAAUUUGGCCUCCUCCUCUUAGGUUUGGGUUCUUGAGGGUGUGUCCUGAGCCGAGGCCACAGCCUGCAGUCACUGGGAAAGGAUGCUGCCUGCCAUCCCCACCCCAGCCUCCUGCAAGGGUUGGGGUGCGAAUCACUUCUGCUCUGUGCCCAGCUGCGCUGGGCGCCUGGGGACUGGAGCUCACCAUCUGGUCAGUGUCUUCUGUAAAAGCCUGGACUCUGCUGUCAAAGUACCAGGAUUCAAGCAGUUCCCUUCUCUGGGGACUUGGAACCCAUGGCAACCCCUCCUGCCCUCACUUUGCUGGUUUCUAAGAAAACUUGAGUAUGUCUACCUCGGUCGGGGUCAGUGAAGUUUAAUGGUGAUAUUGCAGAUCAAGGUUUUAGUACAGUGUUUGGCACACUGUCCACACUGAAUGUUUUUUAAGAUAAUUUGAAUGGAAAGAUUUACUUGAGGGGCCAGUGUGGUCUAGCAAGUUAAGCCACUACACGCAGUGCCAGAUUACCACAUGAGCACCUGUUUGAGUCCCGGGUGGUCCGCUUCCAAUCCAGGUCCCUGCUGAUGAGCCUGGGAAAGCAGUACAAGAUGGCCCAAGUGCUUGGGCCCCUGCACCCAUGUGGGAGACCCGGAAGAAGCUCCUGGCUUCAGCCUAGCCCAGCCCUGGCUGCUGUGGCCAUUUGGGGACUGAACCAGCAGAUGGAAGAGAUUCUCUCUCCUCUCAGUAACUCCGCCUCCCCCCCCCAAAAAAAAAAAAAAAAGUCUAAAGAAAAAUUUAUUUGAAAGAGGAAAAGAGAGAUCUUCCACCUGCUGGUUUAUUCCCCAGAUGGCCACAACAGCCAGUGCUGGUGUGAGCCCAAGCCAGGAGCCAGGAACUGUGUCCAGAGCCCCUACGUGGGUGGCAGGGGCCCAUGAACUUGGUCAUCUGCUGCUGCCUGCAGGUGCAUUAGCAGAGAGCUGGUUCAGAAGCAGAGCAGCUGAGACUCAAACUGGCACUCCCGUAUGGGAUGCGGGUUUCCCCGGCAGCACUUUAACCUGUGCACCGCGAUGCCUGCCUCUGUGUCAAAUGUUUGCAGUUGCAGUGAAUGUUAGUGUUUCUGCUGAAGAACAUGCUCUGUGAACGGGAGACCAGUACUCUGCUCUCCUUGUUUUAAUUGGAGAAGUUGGGUGACCUCAUGCUCUGGUUCACUCUCCAGAUGCCCUCACUGGCCGGGCUCCAGCUCUGGCCCUUUUUAAUUCAUCCAUUCUGGGCCAUCUUUGUGGCCCUGGGAGUCCAGCCUCCCUGGACGUGGCGCCUGUCUUGCCAUCUGCUCGAUCGGUAGAUCCUUGGGAGUGUUUGCCACUGGGAGGAGGACGGCUGUGACACUGGCAGGUGAAUUGCUAGAGGCUAGAAUAGGUGAAUUGGGAACUUGACGUGGAUAGCAUCUGGUUCAUGAGUGGUUAAGACCAGGACAAUUCAUAGACAGGUUUUUCAGAGGGAGACGUGGGAGUUGACUCGGUCAUCUGUUCAGCUCUGUCAUGUAAGAGGAUUUCCCAGAAAGGGGAGCUUGACUUUCUCUUAAGAAGCUGGUUAAGGGGCUGGCGCUGUGGUGCAGCGGUUAAAGCCGCCGCCUGCAGUUCAGGCAUCCCAGAUGGUCGCUGGUUCAAGACUCGGCUGUUCCACUUCCGAUCCAGCUCUCUGCUAUGGCCUGGAAAAGCAGUAGAAGAUGGCCCAAGUCCUUGGGCCCCUGCACCCAUGUGGGAGGCCCGGCUGAAGCUCCUGGCUCCUGGCUUUGGAUCGGCGCAGCUCCGGCUGAUGCGGCCAUCUGGGGAGUGAACCAGUGGAUGGAAGACCUCUCUCUGUCUCUCUCUUAUCUCCUCUCUCUGUGUAACUCUGA
Lepus europaeus (European hare) is the source of this 9380-nucleotide messenger RNA. RefSeq names its product RNA polymerase III subunit A (gene POLR3A). The transcript has 31 exons. The record is from RefSeq and is a predicted model, not a curated record. Gene Ontology annotation, molecular function: DNA binding; DNA-directed RNA polymerase activity. The coding region runs from base 156 to 4328 and encodes 1390 amino acids. Lineage: Eukaryota; Metazoa; Chordata; Mammalia; Lagomorpha; Leporidae. Gene Ontology annotation, biological process: DNA-templated transcription.